UCAGCGGCGCGUCAUCAUCAGCUGCUGUAAUCAGCCUACGCGCGCGCGGUGAUUCCCAGCGUCUCUCUCUGCAUCGCGUCCACUGUUCCUCCAUCACGGCCAGGCGUUAGGACACAAACAGCUCGAGUCCGCUCGGAAUCAUGUCUGUCGCGGGACUGAAGAAGCAGUUCCACAAAGCCACUCAGAAAGUUAGUGAGAAGGUCGGCGGGGCAGAGGGAACCAAAUUAGAUGAAGACUUUUUGGAAAUGGAAAAGAAAGUUGACGUCACCACAAGGGCGGUGAUGGACAUUAUGACCAAGACGACGGAGUACCUGCAGCCCAAUCCAGCAACUCGUGCCAAAAUGAGUAUGAUGAGCUCCAUGUCUAAAAUCCGUGGAGGAGAUAAAGGUCCCGGCUACACACAGACCGAAGCCGUCCUGGCAGAGUCCAUGCAGAAGUUCGGCCGGGAACUCAGCGAGGAAUCCAGCUUUGGUCUGGCUCUGGUCGAUGUUGGAGAAGCCAUGCGAGAGCUAGCUGAAGUUAAAGAUGCUCUAGACAUGGAGGUCAAGCAAAACUUUAUCGACCCCCUGCAGAAUUUGCAUGAUAAAGACUUAAAAGAAAUCCAGCAUCACCUGAAGAAGCUGGAGGGGCGACGGCUGGACUUUGACUAUAAGAAGAAAAGGCAAGGAAAGCUCACAGAAGAUGACAUGAAGCAGACCUUGGAGAAGUUUGAUGACUCAAAGGAGAUUGCUGAGCAAAGCAUGUUUAACCUUCUGGAGAGCGAUAUUGAACAAGUGAGUCAGCUUUCUGCUCUGGUCCAAGCUCAGGUCAACUACCACCGACAGGCCGCAGAGAUCCUUCAGCAGCUCUCCGGCAAACUAGAGGACAGAAUAAGAGAGACUUCUUGCAAGCCGAGAAGAGAGUAUGUCCCCAAACCUCGCACCUCGGUGGAUUUCAGUGAGAACCACAAUGGCAGCAUCGGGCUCAGCGGCCCGUCCAGAUCACCAGCUCCGAUGGACCAGCCUUGCUGUCGGGCGCUGUAUGAUUUCGACCCUGAAAACGAGGGUGAGCUGGCCUUCAAGGAAGGAGACGUCAUCACCUUAACUAGCAAGAUUGACGAGAACUGGUAUGAAGGAACAGUCAGUGGGCAUUCGGGCUUCUUCCCGGUCAACUAUGUAGAUAUCCUGGUAGAUUUACCCCACUCAGUCUAAUGCAUGAGCAAGCAAACCACUUCUUCUGCAAGAGCAGAAAUAACCAAACCUAGCAGCACAAACCAACCGCUCUGUUGUGGGAUUUGCUCAUAGGAAAUAAUAAGCAAUGAAGCGUUUCCAGUGCCCUUCAGUAGAUAUUAUUCCUGAAUGCCACCACUUUGUUAUAUUGAUUAAUUGAUGUAUUUAAUUUUUCCUGAGGCUGACCUCUGCAUUGCCUGCUGCUAUGACUCCUGUAUGAUUUUCAGUUUAGCCUGUUUCCGUUUCCAGCAACAAGCCGUGAAUUGGUCUCUUCAUCCGAACCCUUUUAAAAAUAUCUGCAGUUAAGUUAUUUUGGUAUUAAGUUCUUAG
This is a messenger RNA of Sinocyclocheilus grahami, 1538 nucleotides long. Its product is annotated as endophilin-A1-like. The record is from RefSeq and is a predicted model, not a curated record. Bases 141 to 1190 code for a protein of 349 amino acids. Gene Ontology annotation, molecular function: protein binding. Gene Ontology annotation, biological process: synaptic vesicle uncoating. Gene Ontology annotation, cellular component: cytoplasm; presynapse; glutamatergic synapse. The transcript is spliced from 9 exons. NCBI's taxonomy places the organism in Eukaryota, Metazoa, Chordata, Actinopteri, Cypriniformes, Cyprinidae.